This is a messenger RNA of Myxocyprinus asiaticus (Chinese sucker), 1581 nucleotides long. It is a transcript of the gene ptpmt1, whose product is annotated as protein tyrosine phosphatase mitochondrial 1. Gene Ontology annotation, biological process: protein dephosphorylation. The coding region runs from base 140 to 694 and encodes 184 amino acids. Gene Ontology annotation, molecular function: phosphatidylinositol-4,5-bisphosphate 5-phosphatase activity; protein tyrosine/serine/threonine phosphatase activity; phosphatidylglycerophosphatase activity. The transcript is spliced from 4 exons. NCBI's taxonomy places the organism in Eukaryota, Metazoa, Chordata, Actinopteri, Cypriniformes, Catostomidae. The record is from RefSeq and is a predicted model, not a curated record.
AUAUCGAGCUGUUCGAGGAUUUCAAACAGGCGACGAAGAAAAAACAUUCUUGUGUAUGUGUUGUGGUCAGGUAGGAGUUAUGAAAAUGAAUCUCAUAUUACGUGUGUAAAGUUGUACGUGUCGUCCGUUUAUAGUACCAAUGAUGUCGGGUAUUCUAGCUAGAGUUGUAUUUUAUCCCACACUUGCUUACAAUGUUGUCAUGGAGAAGGUUUCCACGAGGCAAUGGUAUAAUCGUGUGGAUCAGACCGUCAUACUUGGUGCGCUUCCGUUCAAGUCAAUGACAGAGGAGUUGGUCCAAAAAGAGAAAGUAAGAGGAGUAAUUACCAUGAAUGAAGAAUAUGAAACAAAAUAUUUCUGUAAUUCAGCUGAGGAAUGGCGAGCUGUAGGCGUGGAGCAGAUGAGACUCAGCACAGUGGACAUUACAGGUGUUCCCACUCUAGAUUACAUCCACAAGGGUGUGAACUUUGCCUUGAGACAUCGAGAGCAGGGCACCAGUGUCUACAUUCACUGCAAAGCCGGCCGUUCACGCAGUGCAACUAUUGCAGCUGCAUACCUCAUCAGGCUUCACUGUUUGACUCCUGAGGAGGCAUGUAAGAUGCUAGUCUCAGUCCGGCCUCAUGUACUGAUCCACUCAGCUCAGCUGGAGAUGCUGCAGAAGUACUACAAGCAAGUGUUUGGCUCAGAGUCCAGCUAGAAGAUGCAGUGUACUAAUGCUGACAUCAAUGCUGAAAGGAUAAUCUGUGAAACAAUUUGUCAUAAAGCUUUAAGUUGUUUUUCUUCCUUGGUUGGUGUUUUUCUAUACAGACUUUUAAGAAUUUGUUUGCUGUACGUUAAUGCGGACAUAUUGUAUAUUCAGAGAGCAUUUGAGAUCAUACCUUAUAUGGCUAUGAUUCUUCUGGGUCCUUAGCUACAUUAUUAAUAAAAUAAUCUUGCCAAUCUUUGUUUUGUUUUUUUACACAGUAAAUUGCAAAAUCAUGUACAUUUUUUAUUGAUUUUGAAUGAAUGUUAAAAUGAUUUUAAAAUUACCACAGAUAUUUUAUCUGUGGAUCUUAACCUGUGAUCGUUUUAAAAGCUACGCAAAAGUAACUUUUGUGUCUUAUGUGGCAGAUCUGUAGCUCUUAUGUUGCUUUAUUCUUUUUAGGUAUAAGAUAAUGUUUUAUAAUUGUAAAGAAUAUACAGAGGUUUGGAGAAGGGGAGGAGCUUGCCUUAUAAUUUGGUGGGUGCAAGCUCUAGAAAUUGGAAAAAGUCUAUGUUGAAUGGAAAAUUUCCGGAAAUUGUUCAUGACGUUUAAUUAUAUAGCUAAAGGUGUUUGGGGUAUUUUUUCUUCAUAAAAUAUCACUAUAUUAUAUACAUAUAUAUUCCAAAGCCUUGUCUUUUGGUAUGGCACCCAGUGAAGCUCUGCUAGUUUUGGUAAAAUUCAUAUAAACUUAAGCCACUGGGAUCAGUGCUUCCUGAGCACUGUGGCAAAAUUGUGUUACCAGGGUCUCUCUGUUUCAUAGAACUGACUUUCUGCACUGUAAACCCUAAUGUUGACAUUACUGGACAAAUCAAGUUUUAAUUAAACAUUACUUGAAAUGUAAA